Messenger RNA from Cheilinus undulatus (humphead wrasse), 2198 nucleotides. It is a transcript of the gene smpd3, whose product is annotated as sphingomyelin phosphodiesterase 3. Lineage: Eukaryota; Metazoa; Chordata; Actinopteri; Labriformes; Labridae. Gene Ontology annotation, biological process: sphingomyelin metabolic process. The coding region runs from base 33 to 2198 and encodes 721 amino acids. The record is from RefSeq and is a predicted model, not a curated record. Gene Ontology annotation, molecular function: sphingomyelin phosphodiesterase activity. The transcript has 9 exons. Gene Ontology annotation, cellular component: extracellular region; cytoplasm.
GAGAGGAAGAAAGAGAGAGAAAAAGAGAAGAGAUGGUCCUCCACAUCACUCCAUACACCAGUGCCUGUCUGCACUUUCUGGAUGGCUUGUCCUGGAGCUUGGUGUUCCCUUGUUACUGGCUCCUGGACCGGCUCCUGGCCUCCUGUGUGGCCACAUCGCUGGAGAAGCGACAGCGCUCCCAGGAUCCAUGCUCCUUCCUCACGCUGUGUGUCCUGAUCUCUGCACCUCUGUACCUACUUCUCCUCUUCGCCUCCCUGCCCUUUGCUCUGCUUGGCUUCAUCAUCUGGGCCCCCCUGCAGGCUGUCCGCCAGCCUUACCUGUACACCUACCGCAGACCAGACAAACACCAGGCUGAGGAGGGUCAAGCUGGUGGUGUCGGGACAGGAGAAUGGAGGCCACAGGGAAGAAGCUUUUGUUUCUGCAGUGCCAAUGUAUGCCUGCUUCCUGACUCCCUGGCCAGGUUCAACAACCUAUCAGACACCCACAGGAGAGCCCGAGAGGUGGGGAAGAGGAUCCGCAAUGGUGCCAGUCGGCCUCAGAUUAAAAUCUACAUUGACUCACCUACCAACACCUCUAUCAGUGCGGCAUCCUUCAGCAGCCUUGCCACAGGUUUCCGUCGUACCUCCUCUCUGGACCAGCGUCCAGACCAGACUCAUACAACCAAUGGCCCAGCAGACACAGAAACUGAACCCCUCACUGAGUGCCCUAUUCACUCCUCAGGUGCCACUGACUGCCCACUUCACUCCUCUUCUGCAGGAGAUCAGGGCCCUUCUGAAUGCCCACUCCACUCAGAUGGGGCAGACACCACAAAAGACUGCCCCCUGCAUACCACAGAGACAAAUGGUGCCUCAGACUGUCCGGUCCACACCUCAGUGGAGGCUGCGGACUGUCCCAUGCAUUCCACAGGGGGUCAAAAUGCCCAAAGCCAUCAUGAUUGUCCCAUGCACGGGGAGGGUGUUCAGCCAAAACCAUCCCCAGAUUGUCCACUUCACACCUCAGGGGUUCAAAUCAGCAUCAGUGCCCCAGAGCCAGACCCCCAGGAAGAGGAGGCAGAAACAGGGAACCAUCGAACAGGGGAGCAGGCAGACCCAGGCAGCAUGACUGCCUCCAGGGAGUCCCUUACCCGUUACCAUGGCGGUGAUGGCGGUAUAGGGAUAUCCUCCAACAACACACUCUCUCAUGUCCCUCGCACUUCAGUCUUUAAACGCCCUGGUCGUAAACGCCGCCAUGGAGAUGAGACAUUCGAUCAUGAAAUCUCUGCCUUUUUCCCUGCCAAUUUGGAUUUCCUGGCUCUACAGGAAGUGUUUGACCACGGAGCAGUAACCAGACUGAGACGGCAGCUGCACCGCUACUUUCCCUACAUACUGAGUGAUGUGGGGCGGUACGGCUGGAAAGGCUGUUGCUCAAGGUUUAAAUUCCUCAACAGUGGGCUGCUGCUGGCUAGCCGCUACCCCAUCCUGGAUGCACGGUACGAGUGCUUUCCCAACGGGAGAGGGGAGGACGCGCUGGCAGCUAAGGGGGUGCUGUUUGCCAAGGUUCAUGUGGGAACCUCCCAUCAGGAGCAAAGGGUUGUUGGAUAUCUUACGUGUACGCAUCUCCAUGCCAUUGAAGGUGAUGCAUCAGUACGCUGUGAGCAGCUUGACCUGUUGCUCCAGUGGGGGGCCGAGUUUCGCCAGUCCUCGUCCCAACCACCUGAAGGAGAGAAGGUUCUGGAAGACCUGGUGGCCUUUGACGUGAUCCUGGGAGACCUCAACUUUGAUAACUGCUCCUCAGAGGACAAGCUGGAGCAGCAGCAUGCACUUUUUACUCAAUACAAGGACCCAUGUCGCCUGGGGCCAGGAGAGGACAAACCAUGGGCUCUGGGUACUUUAUUGGAUCCCAGUGGCCUUUAUGACGACGAGGUCAGUUCACCUGAAAGUUUACAAAAAGUGAUGGAGAAUGAGGAGGGGAGAAAGGAGUACCUGGUGUUUCCUCCCAGUAAAAGCCAGUGUCCUGCCAGCAGUCAGAAAGGGAGGAAGAUCCCACUGAAGGGCAAUGGACGCAGGAUCGACUACGUCCUUUACAGCGAUGAGCACCUGCAGCAGGACUGGAAACAAGAAGUCGAGGAGUUCAGCUUUGUCACCCAGUUGGCCGGCAUCACCGACCACCUGUCUGUAGCCAUGCGACUGGCUGUCUGCACCGGGGAAGAGGAGCCUUAG